Molecule: messenger RNA, 801 nt
Organism: Hymenoscyphus albidus
Lineage: Eukaryota; Fungi; Ascomycota; Leotiomycetes; Helotiales; Helotiaceae
Source: the annotation of a GenBank genome assembly
AUGAGCAUUAUGCCCAAGUCUGCGUUUGCGGACUUGGAAAGAGCUCUCUCUCAUGCCCAUAAUAAGGUUAAAGCUCGUCUAGCCAGAGAAGCAGAUCAUCCAGAUAUCAUGGCUCACAUCAUUGAGUACAACAAAGCGAACCUCGAUGUUGGACUUACUCCCGGAGAGAUCGAAGCAAACUCCAUGGCAAUCGUCGUCGCAGGAAGUGAAACCAUCACCACUGCUUUAUCUGGAGCCAUCUAUCAUCUUCUCAAGAACCCGAGCAUUAAGGAGCAAGUGGUGGAUGACAUCCGUUCCAAAUUUGCGUCUGAAGACCAAAUCACAGCUUCUGCGGUAGCUUCAAUGCCAUACUUCACAGCCAUCCUCAACGAAACCCUGCGCAUAUGUCCACCACUCCCCGACAACCUCCGACGGGAAGUUCCCAAAGGCGGUGCCACAAUAUGUGGCCACAUGAUCCCCGAAUGGAUGACGGUUGGCGUUCCAUGUUGGGCAACAUUCUACUCCAAAAUCAACUUCGUUUCUCCAGAUACCUUUUUGCCGGAGCGAUGGCUGAAUGAGAAAUCCGAUUCGGUCUAUGAGAAAGACAAGAAAUCGAGCUUCCAUCCGUUUUCUGCGGGGCUGCAUAAUUGUAUGGGGAAACCUUUGGCGUGGGUUGAGUUGAGAAUCAUCCUAGCGAGGAUUCUUUGGAAUUUUGAUGUUAGUGUACCGGUUGGACGGACGUUGCCUGGCUGGACUGAGCAGAAGAUUUAUUGGACUUGGGAGAAGCUGCCACUAGAGGUUCAAUUGGAGAGGGCUUCGUGA